CAGUUGUGGUCGAAAUUUAGAAUUUGAUUUCAUCAGUUGUCUUUUUACCCAGAUCACUGAAGUGAACUUGGUCGGUGAACAACUGAUUGCUCCAAGUUUCAAGCUUCUGGAAGUCCUGAAUGGAUGAGCCUCGGUCUUCAAAGCCUCUCCAAACUCACUAGUUUCAGCAUCAGGAAAAGACAGAUGUCGCGUUCAUGAUCACUCACAAUUGCUACUUUAUGACUUUCCUGUUUGUCGACUUGGAAGAUUCACAAACCUCUCAUGAAAUCCAGUACAAGCAUGCAGCUUUGACGAAGCCCUGAAGCAUCAGGUGAAUAAUAAUCAUUCAUUAUAUUUAACCAAGUGUGUGCUUCUCAUACCCAGUCGGUACUGGGUAAUAUUUCACUAAAGUGUUUGGUGACCUCAGGAGCUUUAUGAGUGCUGUUGAGUAUAUAAGCUGCGGGAAUCAGGACAUGAAGCACGUUGGAAGUUGGGAGAACAGAUUUGCCAUGCGGGCUCUCGUGUUUCUUUGCAGUGUGCUCUUUACACAAGGAGUGCGAGGUUGGACAACUGAGCAAACAGAUCAUACAACAGCAGAUGAAGGUUGGCCAACUGAGCAAAUGAGUCAUGCAUCAUCAGAAGUCUCCUGUGGUGGGUACCUGUACAACAUGAAUGACACUUUUCACAGCCCCAACUAUCCAAAUGAAUACCCAAACAAUGUAGGCUGUACAUGGUACAUUAGACCUGGUUAUAAGUUUAUUCGUUUGGAAUUCUUCGAUCUAAACACUGAGUGCGGUUAUGACUAUGUUGACGUCUAUGAUGGCUACGACACCAGCAGCAGGAGGGUAUUGCGUCUCUGCAGAACAAACCACACUGUCUACCACUCUACUGGCAACUACUUAACUGUGCACUUCAGAAGUGAUGUUAGCGUGACCAGACCAGGAUUUCGUGCUACCUACAAAGUUGUGGCUGAAAGUUCCUGCCUGUACAACUGUGGCUACCAGCCUGGAUCCUGCUCUUGCCGUUCAGACUGUGGAUACAGAGGGACCUGCUGUGGAGAUUACACAGCUUACUGUGGAAACACAACUGAACAACCUUCAACCACCGCUGAACCAGAAUGGAGCACACCGACAACUCAACAUUCUUGUCAAUACAACUGUGGUAACCACCUGGGAAGCUGCAGCUGUUACCAGUCCUGUCAGUACUUUGGAAACUGCUGUUAUGACUUCCACUCAUACUGUGGAUACAAUCCCACCACAUCUCAGCCUUCAUGUCGAUACAACUGUGGUAGCCACUUUGGAAGCUGCUCCUGCGACAGUUCCUGUCAGCGGAAUGGAAACUGCUGCCAUGAUUUCCACUCGUACUGUGAAUCAACAACUCACAGCCCAAGCCCAGUCUCCUGUGGUGGGUACCUGUACAACAUGAAUGACACUUUUCACAGCCCCAACUAUCCAAAUGAAUACCCAAACAAUGUAGGCUGUAUAUGGUACAUUAGACCUGGUUAUAAGUUUAUUCGUUUGGAGUUCUUCGAUCUAAACACUGAGUGCGGUUAUGACUAUGUUGACGUCUAUGAUGGCUACGACACCAGCAGCAGGAGGGUAUUGCGUCUCUGCAGAACAAACCACACUGUCUACCACUCUACUGGCAACUACUUAACUGUGCGCUUCAGUAGUGAUGCUAGUGUGACCAGACCAGGAUUUCGUGCUACCUACAAAGUUGUGGGCACAGCUCAGCCAUCAUGUCGUUAUAACUGUGGUAGACACUUGGGAAGCUGCUCCUGCUACAACUCAUGUCAGCGGAACGGAGACUGCUGCCAUGACUUCUACUCUUACUGCGGAUCGACCACCGAUGUCCCCACCACAGCUCAGCCAUCAUGUCGUUAUAACUGUGGUAGACACUUAGGAAGCUGUUCCUGCUACAACUCAUGUCAGUGGAACGGAGACUGCUGCCAUGACUUCUACUCUUACUGCGGAUCGACCACCGAUGUCCCCACCACAGCUCAGCCAUCAUGUCGUUAUAACUGUGGUAGGCACUUGGGAAGCUGCUCCUGCUACAACUCAUGUCAGUGGAACGGAGACUGCUGCCAUGACUUCUACUCCUACUGUUCAGUUGAAACAACACCCUCAGGGUCAUGUGGAGACUCCCUGUUCGGCUCUGGCACCUUUACCAGUCCCAACCACCCUGGCUACUACAAUGACAACUCCUACUGUGUGUGGCAGCUCAGAGCUGCGUACGACCAAAGGAUUUUUCUGGCAUUUUCCUACAUGCAAUUGGAGAACUGUUGCAGCUGUGACUACAUAUCACUUUAUGACGGACCGUCUGUUCAUUCAUCAUAUCUGGGGAAAGUGUGCAACAACAGUCUCAGCACUUUCUACUCCACUUCCAACUACAUGACUGUGCUCUUCCGGACGGACAGCUCUGUGGUCGGCCGAGGAUUCAGUGCUGAGUUUGUGAGCACUCUAAAGCCCAGCUCAGGUCGUGUUGGGUGCUCCUCAGACAACAUGAACAUUGUUAUCAACAGAGCUUACCUGAACUCUCUGGGGUAUGACGCCCACAGUUUGUACCUUGAUGAUCCGUACUGCAGACCACAGAUUUCCAGUUACGAGGUGGUCUUCAGUUUCCCCCUCAACACUUGUGGCAACGUUAGAAAGUUUGACAAUGGCAGAAUUGUGUACACCAACCACAUCCGUGGAUGGCCCUCCACGCAUGGAGAGAUUACACGUCAGUCUCACCUGAAGAUGAAUGUCACCUGUCAGAUGGAGCCAGAUUCUGUCUCCCAGAUUCUCUUUGUUGUGGAAAAUGGGGGUAACAGCAGCAUCACUGGUUCAGGUCGAUACAACACCAGCAUGGCUUUCUACAAGACCGGCAGCUUCUACGAGAAGGUGACUGAUGUCCCAUAUAAGGUAGUUCUCAACCAGGACUUGUAUGUUCAAGUGGACUUGAGAAGCAGUGACAGCAGCCUUAUUCUCUUCCUGGACACAUGCGUGGCCUCGCCAUCACCCUUCGAAUUCGAUACUAGACCUUAUUAUUUAGUCCGAAAUGGGUGUGGUGUUGAUAACACUUACCGGCCAAUCUCUAGUGGCACCCAGUCCAGAGCCCGCUUUUCAUUCAGGGCCUUCCAGUUCCUGCGAGGCACAGAUUCUGUGUACCUCCAGUGCAAGGUCCUGAUCUGCCCCGCCUCAGACAGUAACUCCCGCUGCCGCCGCGGAUGCAGUAGACGUGUGGCCAGAGAGCUAAAGUCUGAACAUGAGAGCCAAACUCUGGUUGUGGGUCCCAUCCAGCUCAAAGACUCUGAGAAAGAGAAGGAAGGACCUGAGAAGUAGAAAGAGGCUUAACUUGAUGCUGCAGACCUCCUCCAACCAUCUAUUCCUUUUAAUCCUACUCAUUAUUUUUCUCUAUCUCAUUACCUGAUUAAAAGCAUUAUCAAAAGACAA
Messenger RNA from Girardinichthys multiradiatus, 3413 nucleotides. It is a transcript of the gene cuzd1.2, whose product is annotated as CUB and zona pellucida-like domains 1, tandem duplicate 2. The transcript has 27 exons. The record is from RefSeq and is a predicted model, not a curated record. Bases 414 to 3302 code for a protein of 962 amino acids. Lineage: Eukaryota; Metazoa; Chordata; Actinopteri; Cyprinodontiformes; Goodeidae.